AUUGCCCUACACUAGAGUGUGCGUUUGGGCACCAUCAUCCAUAUGCGUAUUUCAUGACCAGAGGAAGGAAUGCUCAUACAAUGAGAGUGUAGUACCCCCGCAUUUCCCGUGCCUCCGUGUAGGCUACAGCUCGGACGGACAAAUGAUUGUCAAUGGAAUACUUGACACAGCCCAAGCUAGAAUCACAAUCAGUGUUUGUGUGUUCGCACCUCGGCGUACCUUUACCCGUAUCUUUACAGUUUCGUUAUUUUCAGAAUUGACCAAGAUGUAGGCUAACCAGCUGCUUUUGAUCAGGACGAGGAGAAGGGGGGGGGGGGAGAAAAGAAGAAAAAAAAUUGCUAAUGUAAAAAAGAAAAUUCAUGUCGUGAGUCGCUGGACGUUUCGUGCAUUUUCCCCAAUAUAACGUUUUGUUUCGGUGGUGACUGGUCCACGUUGAAUAUACCGUUGAUAUUCAACGCAAAGUGCGGUAGGUUAUUUUAUGAUCAUAUGUAGGUUACUCAUUGUAAAAGCAAUUUGCCAUACGCUUCUAGUCAAAUUGGCUACUAAAAUGCCAUUGUUCGUGAUAUAUUUAAGUUUUCGUCCUUUUUUGAUUUUCUGUCGAAUUACAGGAGACUGAAUUAGGGUUGGGUGUUCACGUUGCAUGUGGUGUAGUCGGGAACCGAAUAGUCGUUUAUCAAAUCAGUAAAGGAGCACUUGGACCUCGUGGGGACUUGUUCAUAUCCCAUUCCAUGUAACAGUGGCAAAUAUGCUAAAGUAAGACCAACAAAAUAAUUAAUAUAUAUAUAUUGUAUGAUUAUCAUUCCUAAUCAUUAGAGAGCUGUUUUUUUUUAAUAUUCGAUGUUUUUUUAUUGUGGUCUCUGUAAAAACACUGGGAACCUUUUUUUGAUCGAACUUCUUGCGGGGUGCCAGAAGGCAUGGGAGAAGCAACUCCCGCACAGCCCGCAGCAGGAGGGUUCGUACCAAUGUUAGGUCUUGGUAUGGUGGGCUCUAUGCCAGGCGGUGGGGUUACGGGACCGCUCGCGACCUCCCGGGGCUCUGCCGUCCCGCAGCUUCACAGCGCCAUAGUGGAACGGUUACGCGCGCGGAUAGAACUGUGUCGAAGGCAUCACUCCACCUGUGAGAACCGGUACCAGCGAGGCCAGGCCGAGAACUCUGACCGGGAACACGAGAGUACUCUUCACCUGCUGAACAUUGUGCAUCAGGGACCCGGGAAUAGGAAAACAAAGGGGAACCGGGCUUCGAACCAACAACCUCCAGACUACAGCAGAGUUAAUGGGGACCAGAAAUGCCAGAGCUCCUCAGCUGGAGACCAGAAGAUCUCGACACGAAUAGCACUCCAAGGGUCUCUGAGGAGGAAGAUCGAGGGUCAUACUCCUGGCUACUCCUCCCAACAGAAUGGCCUGUCCUGUGGGCCGUCGGGGCUGGACUACAAACGUGUCCGUCUGGAGGGGGGCAGCGGCGGUUUGGGUGGGCACGGACCCUGUUCCUUCAGCUCCGGGCAAUCACAGUCCAUGGGAGGCGACGCUUCGUCCAUAGGCCACACCCUAAACAGGAAAAUCAACAACAGCAGCUACAUGAUGCCCCAUGGGGUCAUGAACUCUGACCUCAUCAACAUGACCCUGAAGGAGAUGAAGAAGGAACCUAUAGACCAUGUUACUUCCUGCGGCCAGAGGUCCACGGAGAUGAUGGUGUUCAGCAGCCAGAUCGACCCGGAGCUUCAGGAUCUGUUCGACGAGCUGACCAAGACCGUCCCGUCUCUACACGACCAGGAGUUUGAGAAGAUGCUGAAGCAGGAUGAUGCGUUCGGCCUGGCGGAUCUGGAGCGCGGCGCGGCAUCCCUCUGCUCCCACCUGGAGAAGCCCAUCAAAACGGAGUACUCAGACUACGACCAGACACAUGGCCAUGGCGGCUCCUCACAGCUCCGUCCGGCAUCCACUGGUCCCUCCUUCACCAUGUCCAGCUCCUCCCCCAUCACCAACCAGAAGAGCCAAGGCCAGGGACCCUCGGGGCUGGCCGGACCCCCCAGCAGAGGUCUCCCUGGUUGGCCUGAGGUGUCCCAUGCGGAGCAGCUAAAGCAGAUAGCAGCCAACCAGAACCAGCAGCAGCCCAACCCCCAGGUCCUGCUCCACCACCAACAGACUCAGGCUGGAGGGGGAGGAGGACCAGGGACCAGUUGGAACACGCAGCCCUCCUCCAGCUCCUUCCCCCAGGACAAGCUCUCCAACCCGGCCUCAAUGGGCCAGAGGAUCACCCCCCAGACCUCCAUGGACAGUCAGGGUAAAAGCAUAAACAACUGUCUGUUCAAGCCCAACGGACACAACAGCACCAGCCACCUGGAUAUGAAGGUGCUCAGCAAUAAGCCCAUGCUCCACUUCAGCCCCAAAGCAUCCCAGCAACCCUCCACUAUGGCAGGUCCACUGAGUAAGACUACAGCCCAUCAACAACAACAACAACAGCCGUCCACCUCAGCCCAGAACUUGAACACGAACCACCCAGUUCAUAACUACCAGAACCCCCAGCAACAACGGGCCAUGUCUGGGUCUCCUCACUUGCAGCCCAAGUCCCUGGCCCAGAGAACCCCUCUCAGCCAGCAUGGAGCUGGACCUGGACUCCACUUUAAACUGGCUCAACAACGACAGAUGCCUCCUGGGCCUCGUCUGCCCACUAACGGCAGCCUGGUGGGGAUGUCAGCCCAGACCCAGGCCCAGCCCUUGGCCAACCAACGUGCCCCUGGCCCUGGCUCCAACCCCCAGCAGAAACCCCCAGGGCCAGGGAAGACACAGGUCAUGCAGAGACAGCUAGCCCAGCAGCAGCACAUCAUCAAUGACUCUGACAAAAGCGUUAGUAAUCAGGAUCCGUUCAACCGCCAUCUAACCAGACCACCACCAGACUAUAAACAGCCCAGAGGAAUGGUCCAGCCGACAGCCUUUUUCACAGGUAUGAGUUCCUCCCAGUCGUUGUCGACCAACGGGUCUGACCAGAGUGACCUUCUAUCCAUGUCCUGCCACAUGCCCAGCGGCCUGGGAUCCAAAAUGACCCCUCCUCCCACGGACUGGAGGUUCGGAAGAGGCCCCCACACUCACCAGAUCCAACAGCACAACAACCAGAGCAAGAUGGGACUCAACCAAAACAAGUCCAGGUUCCCUGGUCCUCCCAACGGCCAGGGUGAUGGGUUUGAGGUGGGUGGUCUUACCAGUGUACAACAUCCCUCAAGGACAUCAGUAGGCCAGCAGGUUGGAGGGAUGCCCAGUCAGGGGCAUGGUCUCGGGCUGGGGGGUGUGAUGGGCUGGCCUCCUGGAGCUAAAGCACCCAUCAUGAGCCCUGGGUCUCUCGGGGUGAGGCGGCAUCCGAACUCGCUCCAACCCCAGGGGGGCCAGUCCCAAUCUCAGCUCGACAUGUCCAGCCACCAGUACCCUCCUGGCCCCCAGCACAUAGGCCCUGGCCCACCCAACCAGGUGGCACCAGAAAUGGGCAUGCUGCCUCUGAACCCGACCCUCUGUAGCUCCACCACCACCACCACCACCAACCCCAGACCCAGCCAACCCAUGAUGCCUCCUCUGCCAGGGCUACCAAGCCUCAACCACGUCUCUCCGGAGCAGAGGGUUCUCGCUGGGGGCAGCAGCAGCAUCAGGGUCUUCCCACCACAUAACUACAACCCUGGGGGAAGCUACCAGAACCAGAACAGCCGGACUGUUAACCGACUAACCUUUGAAUUCCUCCAGGAGGGAGACAACACCGUCCCGGGGAUCAACACUGACUCAGACUUCAUCGACUCGCUGCUGAAGUCCGGGUCUGGCAACGACGACUGGAUGAAAGACAUCAACCUCGAUGAGAUCCUGGGCAGUCACUCAUAAAGUGGGAUGAAAGUGGGAUUGCAUAAAUAGGGCCCAGAGUUUUUCCCUGCAGCUCUCAUGAAUUCAGGUUCAUUCCGGGAGAGUUUUUCUCUUCAUGUCUCAUGAAUUGGGGUUCAUUACAGAGUUUUUCUCUGCAAGCCUCAUGAAUUCAGGUUCAUUCCAGAGAUUUUUUCUCUUCAUGUCUCAUGAAUUGUGGUUAAUUCCUAGAGAGUUUUUCUCUGUAAGUCUCAUGAAUUGGGGUUCAUUACAGGGAGUGAGUUUUUCCCUGCAAGUCUCAUGAAUUCAGGUUCAUUCUAGAGAGUUUUUCCCUGCAAGUCUCAUGAAUUCAGGUUCAUUCCAGAGAGUUUUUCUGUAGAAAAAUUCCACAGAAUUGGUGGCCAGUUUUUCCAUCAAAAAAUUCCAUAGAAUUGGGAGCGCUGGUCAGGAGUUUUUCCAGGUUAGAUGGGCCGUGUGGUGUGGAAAAACUCCUGGCCUUAAUUAUAGGCUGCAACUAGAGCCAGGAGCUCCUCCCUCUCCUGAUCAGGAUAAACUCCAGGACCCAUCCAUAAAGACUGAUAACUGCAAACGCAGAACUUUCCCAAUACAGAGACUAUGGAUGGCCUUGGCUACAUCCCGAAUGGCACCCUAUUUCCCUUUAUAGUGCACACUACUUUUGACCAGGGCCCAUAAGGCUAUGGUUGAAAGUAGUGCACUAUAUAGGGAAUAGGGUAUCAUUUGACACACAAGACCAUGAAUGGCCACGAGUCAGAAUACACCUAAAGGGAUUACAUUUGCAAAGCUAUAAUGUCAUUUUGUAAACCCAAUAUAUAUAAUUUGAUAUCUAAUUGUACUUUUUUUUUGUGUGUAUUCCUGUGAAGAAAUAUAUAUUCUGUAUAAUAAUAUUUUAGUACUUUUAAAGGUUCAUUGAAUAAGAACCAGGGAUUCACUGACGGCAUCUUUAACUGAUUCUGAAUAUAUUCUAUCAAACUUUUCUCUUUUCAUAACGUGGGCUUCGUCCAAAAAUGGCACCCUAUUCCUUUUCAUAGUGCACUACCCAGUCUUCAUUGUGAUAGGGGAUAGGGUGUCAUUUGUGACACAGAUAUGGGAUGUAAAAUGUACUACCAGUGACUUGAGCCAUGUGGGCCCUGUAAUACAUGGGGUAGAGGGUUCCAACCGUGGUCAACUGUGAACAGGAAGUGGCUGUCAUACUUCCAGAUGACACCGUAAUUCCCCUUUUAUUGUGCACUACUACCACAUAAUGCUCUGGUCAGACGUAGAGUACUGUAACAGGGAUAUAUACCCCUCCCCCCCCACCACCCAGACCGAUCGUGGUGUCAUGUUUUGAGUGAUGAUGCAGGUGUUUGUUUUAUAUCUACCACAGACACUUUACUGGUCCUGUUGUUACUACUACUACUUAUCGUCUGGGAUUGAACGGCAAGCCACGUCUUACCCAUUUAUUUUUAGAUUUUUGAUCUAAUAUUUAAUAAUCUAUUGAGGGGGGGGAAAAAACUAUUAUAUGACAUUAUAAACAAUCUAAUGAAUAAAAAUGUUUUAAAUAAA
Molecule: messenger RNA, 5393 nt
Organism: Salmo salar (Atlantic salmon)
Lineage: Eukaryota; Metazoa; Chordata; Actinopteri; Salmoniformes; Salmonidae
Gene: maml2
Product: mastermind like transcriptional coactivator 2
Biological process (GO): Notch signaling pathway; positive regulation of transcription of Notch receptor target
Cellular component (GO): nuclear speck; nucleoplasm
Molecular function (GO): transcription coactivator activity
Source: RefSeq, a predicted model, not a curated record